GCAAAGCAAUGCUCAAUUAAGGCUUUUUUGUGUCAUGGGUCUACUUUCCAUAAUAGGACUUCUAAUUAUGAUUCAGUAUAGCAGGAAAAUACAAGUAACAUUUUCGAAAUAUCGCAUCAAUCAUACAAAAAAUCACAUGGAUUUUAGUAGGGAUCAUGUGGGGUUCCAAAGAAAAGGAUAUAGGAAUAAAAACCAAGUUACAAGGCUUCAAAUACAAAAGAUUAUUUCUACAACGAAUAAGCCAUCUACCAAAACUCAAACAAUAAGUAAAGAUCAGUUGUCAGGCUUCAAUGAAAUACUGCAGGCUCGGAAAGUUGAAUCUGACAAAUAUAUCGUGUACAUGUGUAAAAAUUAUUGUGGAGGUUUGGGCGACAGAUUAAAGGGUAUAUAUAGUACAUUUUGGCUAGCAAUGGCUCUCAAACGGAAAUUCCGUAUUAUUUCCACAAAUCCAUGUGAUCUAUACAAUCAACUAGGUGAAAAUCACGAGCCUUGGCAUGGAUCUAUUACUCACGAUUUGAAAAACAGAACCAUACAUAUGAUCGACGAAUACGACAAAUGUGGGGAACCAAUAUUUGGGAAGGGAAAAAAUUUCCCCGAGCCUGUAGUUGUCAUAGAAACUAAUCAAGGAUGGACAACUAAAUUCCACGAGGAGCCAUACAAAUCAAUGCUUUGGAAUCAAGGAUUCAACAUCUCACAUUUCACCGCAGAUGAAAUGUUUUCGAGUAUGUAUAAUCACUUAUUCAAACUUCAGCUAAAUUUGUUGAAAUUGCUCGAUGAAUUCAUAGCACGAGCGAAGUCAAAGCCAAAUGUGAAAUUAGUGUGCGCUCAAAUCCGAAGUGGGCUUAAUCCAUCAAUACCAGAAGAAUCAAGGAUACGAAACAAGGAUGAAUGGUUUCCAGUACUUUGGGAUUUUUUAUCUUUAUAUAACGACUCGUCAAAAUAUUCUCUUUUCGUAACAACUGAUUCUCAACAAAUACGAGAAAACUCUCAAAAACUUUUCCCGGAUAUUAUUUUGGACACUGAUGGUGAUAUCACUCAUAUUGAUAGAUUUCGCAACAAAACCAAAGCUUGUGAAGGAAUGGAAAAAACGAUUCUCGACUUUAGUAUUCUUGCAAAUUGUGACAUCAUCAUCGUCAGCAGAAGCAAUUUCGGCAAAUAUGCCUCUCAGCUUCGGUCGCCUGGGUCUAAGCUUUAUACAUUUCAUGAAGGGAUAAUUCACGAAGGGCCAGAAGGAAGUAUGGAAGGCAAGGUGUUUAAUAGAACCACGAAAGCAUUUACGGAUGACUGUAACAAAGUGAUCUGUCCAACAGUGCCAACAAAAUGUGAGAACAAAUGAACCAAACUACAGUUGGAACAAAUGUAACUUAAGAAUAUAUCUGUCAAUCAUAUUCAGAUGUCAAAAUACAAAUUAAAUGUGGUUUUGAGAAUAUUCCUUCGUUACAGGAAAA
This is a messenger RNA of Owenia fusiformis, 1448 nucleotides long. The record is from the annotation of a GenBank genome assembly. Lineage: Eukaryota; Metazoa; Annelida; Polychaeta; Sabellida; Oweniidae.